AGUAUAAGAGACCCACAAAUCCCGGAAAAAUACAACCCCACAAAAAUCAUAACAAAAGAGCAUAAAUGCAUCAUCAUCAAUCAACAGUAACCCAUACUAAAUGCUCAAAAAGAACACAAGAUCCACCUCGAUCACCCCUCCACCACUUCCACCCAAUUCCUCCGCCCUUCCUCCUCUUCCUUCUCUCUCUCCACAAUCAUUCGUUCUAGAGAGAGAGAGUAAGAGAAACAACCCCAUGUACAAACUUCCGUCCUUAGAUUCAUUCUCUUCUUCCACAAUUCUUUAUCAUUGACUGACUUGUACACUCUUUGCUUCUCGUAUUUUUCAAUUACAAACCCCACAAAUCUUCUACUGCCUCAGCAAAAAGUACCUCUCCAGUUGAGUUUGAUCAAAAAUGAGAGAAGACGACUCUAAUUGGUUCUCAAGGUGGGAAGAAGAACUUCCAUCCCCUGAAGAACUCAUGCCCUUGUACCAAACCCUAAUUACCCCUGAUCUAGCUGUCGCCUUCGACAUCCGAAACCCCAACCGCCCACAAUCCCCACCACAGCCGCCGCCGCCACCACAACCACCGGUUCAGACCCCUUCUUCCCGGCCCAAUUCCUCGGAAUUCGAUUCUGGCGAUUUAGGAGGCGGGGCCGUAGGUGACGAGCCGGCUCGAACCCUCAAGCGGCCCCGGCUCGUCUGGACGCCACAGCUCCACAAGAGGUUUGUGGACGCUGUGGCCCAUUUGGGAAUCAAGAACGCAGUCCCCAAAACCAUAAUGCAGCUCAUGAGUGUUGACGGGUUAACGCGUGAGAAUGUGGCCAGUCAUCUUCAAAAGUACCGGCUUUACUUGAAGCGUAUGCAGGGGCAUUCCGGGGGUGGAGGUGGAGGAGGUGGUGGUGGUGGUGGAGGAUUGACAGGCACAGGAGAUCCCUCUAUGGAUCAUUUGUUCGCCAGCUCACCUGUGCCGGCACAUUUUUUGCAUCCGUUUGUGCCGGUGGCAGCGCUGCAGCACCACCACCAACAGCAGCAGAUGGCAGCGGCUGUGUCUGUACAUCCCCAGCUGCAGCCGCAGUAUAGGCAGGUGGGACAUUUUGGGUCACCACCAAAUGGGCAGUUUGAGCAUCCAUUUCUGUCAAGGCAGUCGCAGCCAGUUCACCGAAUUGGGGCACCAGUUCAUAGUCCACUACCGGCAUACGUAGAGGACUUGGAAUCGGCAACUGAAGCUAAUGGGAGGAGAGCUCUCACUCUAUUUCCAACCGGGGAUGAUUGAAUUUGGGGGUAUCAUGAUCAUAUUUCCGAUUGAGUUAUGCUUAUCAGAGAAAUUAGUGUUAAAGGGUGAGGUCCAUUCCAGUGUCCUUCACUUGCUUGGACUUCUUUGCUUGUAAUUAGGUUGUGGGUAUCAGUCUAUUUCCCCUUGUCGGCUACUGGUGGCGGAUAUUGAUCAUGAUGUCGCUCUUAGUGGUAACAAUGUUCCUCCUAAGGUUGUCAACGGUUGCAGUCAUGAUGGUGUUCUUAUUCAUGGGUCGAUAUGAAUUUCUUAGUGGUUGCUAAGUUCAUUUGUAGUUUGCGAAGUGGCUACGUCAUCUUACUUUGUGAGGGAGAUUUAUUAUUGGUGGUGGUGAUGUUUGUGGAUGCAACAGUUUGCUAAAUUUCCUGCUUGCAGGUAGAGGCGAAUAAUGCUGGCAAGCACCAUUUAUGUCCGCUAGAAAUAUAAGAAUUGGGUUGCCAUCCAUGGUUGGCAUACUUGGUACUAAGUUUGUCAGCUACAUUCAAGAAUCUCUUGUUUAGGAAAUUAGUUUUGUGUUUCUUAGUUAAUCCUAUGUAAAGGUGAGUUUUGCUUGUUGUAACUGUGUGUGUUUUCAAGACCUUAACCCCUUAUGUUUGGUGGAUUCAGGAAAGUGAAAAAAAGGAGAAGCAAAAACAUGCUGCUAUUGGAGUCUUAAUUCUAUUUUAUUGUUCCAUGAAUAGUAUUGAGUGGUUGGUUGUUUUUCUGAAAUUCCUCUGUUAUCGAAUACUUUUCUGUUUAGCAAUAAAGUCUGUUUUAUUUCCUGUUCUGUUA
Cornus florida is the source of this 2044-nucleotide messenger RNA. RefSeq names its product transcription factor MYBC1-like. The record is from RefSeq and is a predicted model, not a curated record. Bases 395 to 1255 code for a protein of 286 amino acids. The transcript has 2 exons. NCBI's taxonomy places the organism in Eukaryota, Viridiplantae, Streptophyta, Magnoliopsida, Cornales, Cornaceae. Gene Ontology annotation, molecular function: DNA binding; DNA-binding transcription factor activity. Gene Ontology annotation, cellular component: nucleus. Gene Ontology annotation, biological process: regulation of DNA-templated transcription.